Molecule: messenger RNA, 2608 nt
Organism: Oryza brachyantha (malo sina)
Lineage: Eukaryota; Viridiplantae; Streptophyta; Magnoliopsida; Poales; Poaceae
Product: exocyst complex component EXO70A1-like
Exons: 12
Coding region: 86-2026 (646 amino acids)
Biological process (GO): exocytosis
Cellular component (GO): exocyst
Molecular function (GO): phosphatidylinositol-4,5-bisphosphate binding
Source: RefSeq, a predicted model, not a curated record
CCUCGCUUCCUCGAGAUCGCGCGGAGAGGGAGGGGUGGAGGUUCGCUUGAUCUGUGAGGAGGAGGAGGAGGAGGAGGAAGACUACAUGGCGGUGGCGACGGCGGCUCUGCCGCGGACGGUGGAGGCGUUGGAGCGGCGGGCGACCAUGCUGCGGGACUCGCUGCAGAGGAGCCAGGGGAACACGGAGGGGAUGGUCACCAUCCUCGGCUCCUUCGACCACCGCCUCUCCGGGCUCGAGGCUGCCAUGCGCCCAACCCAGGUGAGGACUCACGCGAUCCGGAUGGCGCACGAGAACAUCGACAAGACGAUCAAGGCUGCCGACGGCAUCCUCUCCCAGUUCGACCUUGCCCGCAGGGCUGAGGCAGCAGUACUGAAGGGUCCUCAUGAGGAUUUAGAGAGCUACCUUGAGGCAGUGGAUCUGCUCAAAGGCAUCGUUCGCUUCUUUUCCUCAAACAAGAACUUCAAGAGCAGUGAAGGAGUUCUGAAUCAUGUCAACAAUCUGUUGGCUAAGUCUGCUCUCAAAAUUGAAGAGGAAUUUAGGCAGCUGAUGACUACAUAUAGCAAACCUAUUGAACCCGAUCGCCUCUUUGAUUGUCUUCCCAAGUCUCUGCGGCCAACAAAAGAUGAUCCUGAUGGUGAUCGAGGGAAUGCUGGCCACUCUGAGCAUCCAUCCAAAAGCUUGGAGACUGCUGUAUACCGGACACCAACACUAAUUCCUCCUAGGAUACUGCCCCUCAUGAAUGACAUAGCUCAGCAACUGGUUCAAGCGGGAAAUCAGCAAUCAUGCCAUAAAGUUUACAGAGAGUCCCGUGGUUCAGCACUAGAAUUGAGCCUUCAGAAGCUGGGAGUAGAGAAGCUUAGUAAAGAGGAUGUACAAAAGAUGCAAUGGGAAGCUUUGGAGGCCAAAAUUGGAAACUGGAUUCACUUUAUGCGAAUUGGGGUCAAGCUGCUACUAGCAGGAGAAAGAAAAAUCUGCGACCAGAUUUUUGAUGGUGUCAACUUCAAUAAGGACCAAUGUUUUGCUGAACUGACAGCAAAUAGUGUUGUGACUCUUCUAAGCUUUGGAGAUGCUGUUGCUAAAAGCAAACGGUCUCCUGAAAAGCUGUUUGUAUUGCUAGAUAUGUAUGAAGUAAUGCGUGAACUUCAAUCUGAGAUGGAGGUGAUUUUUGAAGGACAAUCAUGCUCUGAGAUGCGGAAGGCUUCAUUGAGCUUGACUAAGCGCUUGGCUCAGACUGCUCAAGAAACCUUUGCUGAUUUUGAGGAUGCUGUUGAAAAGGAUGCUUCCAAGACUAUUGUUAAUGAUGGAACUGUGCAUCCUUUGACCAGCUAUGUGAUUAAUUAUGUUAAAUUCUUGUUUGAUUAUCAGUCAACACUGAAGCUACUAUUUCAGGAAUUUGAAACUGGUAGUGAGACAGAAUCUCAACUUACUAUUGUUACCAUGAGGAUAAUGCAAGCCCUGCAGAAUAACUUGGAUGGAAAGUCAAAACAGUAUAGGGAUCCUGCCUUAACUAACUUAUUUCUUAUGAACAACAUCCAUUAUAUGGUUAGAUCUGUUCGCAGAUCCGAAGCGAAGGAUAUACUUGGUGAUGACUGGAUUCAGAGGCACCGCAGGAUUGUCCAGCAAAAUGCCAAUCAAUAUAAACGUGUUGCUUGGGCAAAGAUUCUCCAGACACUUUCCAUACAAGGUGCAGGUAGCACUGGUUCAUCAACAGCAUCAGAUCUUAGCAGUAGUGGUGUUUCAAGAGCUAUGAUCAAAGAACGGUUUAAAUCUUUUAACAUGCAAUUUGAAGAGCUCCAUGCAAAGCAGUCUCAAUGGAUUGUACCUGAUCAAGAAUUGCGUGAAUCUUUGAGGCUUGCGGUAGCCGAGGUUUUGCUACCAGCCUAUCGGUCGUUUGUUAAACGUUUCGGUAACCUUGUCGAGAAUGGCAAGAACCCGCAUAAGUACGUGAGGUACAGCGCAGAAAUGGUGGAGCAACUGUUGGGGGAGUUCUUCGAAGGACAGCAAUGGGGGGAUCAGAAGCGCUGAGCAGUGAAUAACAUAAGAAGCUGAACAGCGCGAGUUGUCGACUUAUGCAAGUAUUUCUUUUCCGUCCAAGCAGCUAAUGAUUCUUUGCAUUACAACGUAUUGCCACAUCGAUACGCUACCAAUGCACAUAACAGUAACUGCAACUCUUGCAAGAGAGCAAAUUUCUUCCACUAUUGAGUGGCAAACACAGCAGGUUAGCAGUGUUCUGUUCUGGUGUUUAGACUACUGCUAAUCCAUUUAUGCAUCCAACGAUCAUCUGUGUUUUGUUCUGUAGAAUAUUGCUUAUAGCAGUGAGAUGGUACUAUUAUUAGACGCUUGGAGUUUUGGACGGAAAGGCAUAAUAAAUGAGACUGUUGUGUUUCUUUCUCAAAAGAAGGGGUGAAGAAGGUUCAGGCUCAAAGAAGCAACGACCACACUUUUUAUCUAUCACUUAUUCCUUUUACACUAUUUGCACUUUCUCCACCUCUUUUUCUCCAGUGACAGGACUAGUUUCAAAAACUUUUUCUAAAAACAUUACAUUGAAUCUUUGACACUUAGAUAGAGUACUAAAACAUAGAUAAAAAUACAAACUAAUUACACAGU